GUUCGUCAUCCUUUUUGGGAGGACUUCCCUCAUUGCGAUAUCCACAUGGGUAUCACCUCAGAUAUUCUUCAUCAGCUGUACCAGGGAGUUGUCAAGCACCUGGAACACUGGUGCACCAGUUUAAUGAUGACUGCAGAGUUGGACCAUCGCAUAAGAUCACUUCUGCCU
Suillus discolor is the source of this 168-nucleotide messenger RNA. RefSeq lists its product as uncharacterized. The record is from RefSeq and is a predicted model, not a curated record. The transcript has a single exon. The annotation marks the transcript as partial. Lineage: Eukaryota; Fungi; Basidiomycota; Agaricomycetes; Boletales; Suillaceae.